AUGUCCAAUGGUGAGCUACAGGAAACCUCCAAUAAUUUAAAAUCCGUAUGGAAAAGUCUUACAGGAGGACAACUCCAUCAUGAUGAUGAUAUCCAGGUCAGCGAGACAGUUGGAGUUGUGAAGAGUGGAAAUGUCAAACGCCACUAUGAAACGAAACACAGAUAUUUUGAACAGCAGUAUCCACAGAAUACAGAGGUGAGGACAAUAAAAUUACGACAGCUAAAGUCUUCAUAUGAAUCAGCAAAUAAGUUGCUUGUGAGAGCUCUGACACAUCAAGAGAGAGCUACAGAAGCCUCUUUCCGUGUGGCCUGGGUACUAGGUAAAACCAAAAAGCCCGUUUCUGAUGCAGAGGUAGUAAAAGAGUGUUUUGUUGAGAUAGCAGAGGCUUUAAUUGAGGGAAAGGAGAGACAGGAGAUGUCAGAGAAAUUUAAGAAAAUUCCAUUAUCCAAUGAUACCUUAACUAGGAGGACUGAGAUACUUGCACAUGAUUUAGUUAAGCAGUUAGCUGAUGACAUCAAAGAUGCACCCUGCCUUUCACUUGCAGUAGAUGAGUCAACAGAUGGCACAGACCAAGCCCAGCUAUGUGUGUUUGUCAGAUACUUCAGCAAGGCAAAGGGGACAUUCUGUGAAGACUUACUGGGCCUUACACCACUCUGUCACACUAAAGGAGAGGACAUCUAUGAAGCUAUCAUGCAGAUGCUUAAUGAAAUAGGAACUGAUGUCAAAAAUGUUGUGUCCAUCACUUCUGACGGUGCUCCAGCUAUGAUAGGGAAGGAGAAGGGAGCUGUUCAGCGUCUGAAAGAGAAGCAUGUAGACCUGCUGACAUACCACUGUAUAAUACACCAGUCUGUGCUGUGUGCUAGCCUAGGAAAAGAAUAUGCAGGCGUCAUGGAAACUACUAUGAAGCUUGUGAAUUACCUCAGAGCAUCUUCUGCCCUUCAGCACCGUCUUCUGCGAGCAUUCCUGACUGACGUAAAUGCUGCAUAUAAUGACUUACUCCUUCAUAACAAUGUGAGGUGGCUGAGUAAGGGAAAGGUCCUGGAGAGGUUUUGGGCCAUCAGGAAAGAUUUGGAGAUGUUUUUGUCUCAGCAAAAGAAUGUCAAAGCCAGGCAUUUCUUGGAUUUUUUGAAGAAUGAUGACAACUUGGAGCUUGUGGCCUUUUUAGUGGACAUAACAUCUCAUCUAAAUGAACUUAAUCUGAAGCUCCAGGGCCAAGGCAACACAGUGUGUGAUCUGAUAGCAGCUGUACGCUCCUUUGAAAGGCGUCUGGAGAUCUUUAAGAGUGACAUCACAGGGCCACAUAUUCACUUUCCAACUCUUCUCCAGCAGACUAAUGGUAAUCACCAUUAUCACCAUCUUUCCUUUUUGGAGAAGCUAGCUAAAAAUUUCAGGCAGCGCUUUGAAGACUUCAAUGUAGGCAGACAAGUGCUGCUUUGCAUUACAUCUCCAUUCCUGGUAAAGAAUGUUGAGGAGUUUUCAAAAGAAACCAAGAGCAUCUUCUCAUGGGCAAACAUUGCAUCUCUGCAGACUGAACUCAUUGACUUGCAGGAAAAUGUGGCUUUGCAGGAAGUGGACUGUGACACUUUUACCUUUUGGACUAAAAUGGUCACAGCUGAAAAUUUUCCCAACCUACAGAAGGUAGCCAUCUAUGUUCUUACCAUGUUUGGUUCAACCUAUCGGUGUGAAGCUGCAUUCUCAGCAAUGAAUGUUGUAAAGAACUCAUACCGCAGCAGCUUGACUAAUGAACAUUUAUAUCAGUGUCUCCGUCUAGCAACCACACCUUUUGUGCCACGGUUUAGGCAUCUGAUGGAAGACAAACAGUGCCACUUCUCUCAUUAGGCUGCUCUGUAUUUUGCACCUUGUUACGUUUGGCAUAACGUAUUCUCGUAUUUCAUGUUUAUAAAAAAUGCUGUUUUGCACUUUUUAUGAAUUUACUUUAAAUGCAAAAUGCACUAGUUAUGAAUGUAAUUUAAAAGAAAAUCCAUUAAAAAAAUAUUUGUUCCUUUGUUAUAUGAAACAAAUGAUGUACAUAUAGUUAUCAACUUGAUGAAUGAACAUUUAGGUCAGUGUCUCUAUCAAGCAACCACACCUUUUUGCUGUGGUUUAGGCAUCUGAUGAAAGACA
Molecule: messenger RNA, 2124 nt
Organism: Misgurnus anguillicaudatus (oriental weatherfish)
Lineage: Eukaryota; Metazoa; Chordata; Actinopteri; Cypriniformes; Cobitidae
Source: RefSeq, a predicted model, not a curated record